AUGCAAUUUCAGAUUUUGAUCUGGACGAUAGUGGCCACCGCGAUGGCCGUGGAGAGUGCCCAGGUUCCGGAAGUCGACAGUGACGUCCAGGAACUGUUAAGACAUCGCCGUGCGAUCUGGGAUAAUAUGCAAUGGCCUUGGCUUUGGAAUGAACCCACCACCGAGGCUUCUACUACGCCGCUAUUUUGUCCGGAGGAUUGGGUGUACAGUUCAAUGCUCGGUAAAUGUAUAGAGGCGAAUAUGGUCUGUCAGGAAGGCAUGGUGCCAAACUACUAUCUCGGCAGGUGCGUCUUUAUAGAAGAAUACUUGAUAGAAUCGACCUCAACGAACGCUAAUUUGUAA
Molecule: messenger RNA, 342 nt
Organism: Cinara cedri
Lineage: Eukaryota; Metazoa; Arthropoda; Insecta; Hemiptera; Aphididae
Source: the annotation of a GenBank genome assembly